Molecule: messenger RNA, 1715 nt
Organism: Rhagoletis zephyria (snowberry fruit fly)
Lineage: Eukaryota; Metazoa; Arthropoda; Insecta; Diptera; Tephritidae
Gene: Spn88Ea
Product: Serpin 88Ea
Molecular function (GO): serine-type endopeptidase inhibitor activity
Source: RefSeq, a predicted model, not a curated record
GCGUAAGCAGUUAUGAACUUUUAGUUCGACGUGAACGUUUGUGGAAUUGAGACGUGCUUUAAAGAAACCGCAAAAAAAAGUGAAAGUGUAAAAAUAUAUACUUUUUUUCUUAACUUUAAACCCAAAAAGGUGACAAAAGCCGAGCUUAAUGUGAAAAUAAGAAAAUUGAAAAGCAAUCAAGAGUCAUUUACGUAAAUCGGUACAUAUAAAGUUAAUAAAAAUAGUAGCUAAUUUUUUUCGAUCACAACUACACGCAAUCUUUAUAUUGCGCUUGUGUAAGUGACUGUGUAAGGGGACGACGGACCGGUUCAACGGGCCGCUUAUAUCACCACACAACCAAGCCGACCACAGUCGAAUUCAACAAUCCAAAUCGCUCCGCCAGUAAAGUACACAAUGACUUGGUUAAGCUUAGAGUUUUUAGCGCUGCUCGUGUGCUUUCUAACGCCCUGCAUAUUCGCUCAAGAAACCUGCCAAAUUGGACGCGACCUAGCCGAUGUGCCACACACCGUACGCUCGGAUUUGUAUCGCGGCCAACAGAACUUCACCGUAUCGAUGCUGCAAGCCAUCAAUAAGGCUACACCCAACGAGAAUGUCUUCUUCUCGCCCUACAGCACAUUCCACGCUCUCCUGCUGGCGUAUUUUGGUGCACGCGGCCAGACAGAGGCGGAGCUGACGCAAGCUUUGUCCUUGCAGUGGGCAAAGAAUAAGAAUCAUGUGCUCAGCGGCUAUAAUUUGGAGAAGAAGAGUCGCUUGAUGCGCGCCAAGAAAAUGCCACUACAGUUCGCUGGCGCCGAUCGCAUCUACUUCGACAAGGAAAUUCCGCUUACGGACUGUGUUAAGGAUAUUUUUCAUGAGGAGCUGGCAUCGCUUGAUUUCCACAAUAACGCCGAACAGAGUCGUAUUGAAAUCAACAAUUGGAUUAGUAAUGUGACACAGAAUGAAAUUCCCGAUAUGUUGAGUCCUGGCGAUGUUGAUGCGCAGACACAAUUAGUUUUGGCAAAUGCUGCAUACUUUAAGGGUCAGUGGUCGAAUAAAUUUGAUCCCAAAGACACAAAGAAAGACAUUUUCUACACAUCGGAGAGCAAGCAUUCAUUUGUGGAUAUGAUGCAUAAGCGUGGCACUUACAAUCUCGCUUUGGACGAAUAUCUGGGUGCCUAUGUGUUGGAGAUGCCCUAUGUCACUUCCAAUGACAACGAGAAGGAAUCGGAUAUCUCGAUGAUCGUGAUUCUUCCGCCUUUCCACAAUUUGGAUGGCGUUUUGGCUAAACUGACACCGGACUCAUUGGACGAUGCGCUGAAAGAAGGCAUGGCGCGUGAGGUAGAAGUGGCGCUGCCAAAAUUCGCAUUUGAACAAAAGUUGGAACUGGUGCCGAUUCUCCGCGAAGUUGGCAUCAAUUCUCUAUUCGAAAAGGAAGCCGAUCUAAGCGAUUUCUCGGCCAAUAGCCUGCCAAUCGGUGACGCUAAACAUGUGGCCAAAAUAAAGGUGGACGAAGAGGGCAGCACCGCCUCAGCGGCCACAGUGCUUUUCAGUUUCCGUUCAGCACGUCCGCUCGAACCAACUAAAUUCGAGUGCAAUCAUCCAUUCUUGUUCCUUAUUUAUGACUACAGCGCCAAGGCGAUAUUAUUCACUGGCAUCUAUCGCGAUCCAAUGACACAGAAGUAAAUGGCGGUGCUAAGUUGAAGCAAAUUUUAAAUUAUAAAUAUUAUUUUUUAUAA